This is a messenger RNA of Closterium sp. NIES-67, 335 nucleotides long. The record is from the annotation of a GenBank genome assembly. Lineage: Eukaryota; Viridiplantae; Streptophyta; Zygnematophyceae; Desmidiales; Closteriaceae.
AUUCUGCGAUGACUGCCCCUGCUGCUGAGACCGCCGCGGCGGCCUCAGCGCAGGCUCAUAAGGGUAGGGGACGUCGGGCGGGGUGUGACGGCGGGAAGGGUGGUGGGGGUGGCGGAGGUGGCGAAGGUGGCGGCGGUGGUGGAGGGGAUGGUGGUGCAGACAAGGGACCGGGGCUGAUGCCCUGGUGCAGCAGCAACAUUAUCAGCCUCAGCAGCAGUAGCAGCAGCACCAGCAGCAACAGCAGCAGCAAUAGCAGCAACCUCAGUAGCAGCAGCGGCAGCAGCAGCAAUCGCUGUGGGGACCCCCGCCCCCGUGGUGGACUGUCGGUGCUAGUG